This is a messenger RNA of Formica exsecta, 2993 nucleotides long. Its product is annotated as zinc finger protein 615. Gene Ontology annotation, molecular function: protein binding. Gene Ontology annotation, biological process: regulation of transcription by RNA polymerase II. Gene Ontology annotation, cellular component: nucleus. Lineage: Eukaryota; Metazoa; Arthropoda; Insecta; Hymenoptera; Formicidae. The transcript is spliced from 6 exons. The record is from RefSeq and is a predicted model, not a curated record. Bases 594 to 2099 code for a protein of 501 amino acids.
AUUUUUUUCUUUCUACUUAGACUCGGCGAAUUUUACGAAUCGGCGCGAUCUGUCCGUCUCGGAGGCUACCGACUCCGACCAGAGAGUGCACCGAAAGGAUCAUAAUCGCAAAGGAAGGACCUUCCGUCUAUCAAAAUUGGGUCAACGAAGCCACUCACGAAUCGCACGCGAACACCAUCGGCCGUAUCAAUUAAGUCCGCGACACCGAGUCACGUUCCCGAGAAUCGCAUCCUUCCUCUCAGAUCGUCCUCGACAUCAUCGUCGUCGCGACGAAGCUCCGACCGACGGCAAUAAUACGCAUAUUUACGAAACACACGGACUGUUGUGAAGCCUGUCGCACGACGUGUUCGCUCGCGAAGCGCCCUCGCGCAGCUCACGCGAAAACGCCACGUGACUCGUCACCACGUGACUCGAGCGAUCGCGAUUCAAACCGCGCAUACCUUCAUCCUGCGGAUCGAUCAUCGUCGAUCAUCGGAAUUUCUCUGUCCCGCGGUGAUCAGCGCGGACUGUCAAGCUUUUUUUACGACGAUACCUCGCACGAUUUCGAGUUUGAGGAGAUCGUAGCGUCGAAGAGCGAAGAGAAAAUUAUACAGAUGCAACGCGAGACGGAGAAUUCGACGACGCCGAACCACGCGUCGUGUCCUAACCGCCUCCUCGUUGUAGCACCGGCAGAAAAGAUGGCAAUCGCCGCUUCGGAGAAUUAUCAGCUCAAGUGGCACAGCUACGGAGCGCAUCUGCAUAGCUCCGUCGCGACGCUGCUUCAUUCGGAGUCCUUUGCGGAUGUUCUACUUGCCACGUCCUGCGGCCGACACGUGGCGGCUCAUCGGUUCGUCCUUGCGGCCUGCUCGUCGUACCUAAGUCACAUUUUCCAGACGUGUCACUUCGGCGCGAACACCAAUGCUCCGAUAAUCGUGGUACUGCCUACAGAGAUUGGAUACCGUACGCUAAAAAUCUUGAUACAGUACAUGUAUAGCGGCGAAGCCACUGUAACGAAUGAUCAGCUGGAAGGAGUCUUGAAAGCCGGCGAUAUAUUGCGUGUGCGUGGAUUAUGGAGAUCGAACACCGGUAGCAGCAAGAAAGAAAACAUACAGUCGAACAAUCAGAAAAUCGAACGCGACAAGCGGGAAUCGUCGCAGCUGACCGGGCAGAUACAGAAGAUCAAAUUGGUACAACCGACCACCGAGAAAAUAGUCGAGAACGCGCAACAGGCUACGGCAUGCCAAAAUAAUGUACAACCCUCGAAGCCGGUCGAGAGGAAGAGCACAGAGAAGAUCAUCGAAGAAAAGACCAACGAAUCCGACGCCAAAAAGGUUUUAGAGGAAAAUAAAAAUAAUGAGCAAAAUAAAAACAAGGAGAAUCUCGAGACGAACAGCAAGAAAAAGAAGACCGUUAACAGCGAUGUCGAAUCGAAUAAGUCGAAGAGCGAAGGUGGCGAAAACACGGAGCUAAAUCUGGAACUGUUAGUGAAGGAUGAGCCGAUUGAUUGGGAAGAGACGAUCGAUCCGUCGGAAUCACUUACGAUAGACCACGAAAUCGAUAUCAAACCAGAGAUUGUGCAUAGCGCGGACGAAGACGGAGAUAUGGAAGAAGAGGAAUAUACACCAUUGACGUGCGAUAUGUGUAGUCAAACGUUUAACAGACCGUCAGACUGGGUGAGACAUAUAGAAUUCACGCACGCUGACAUGACUGAAAAUCGAAGAAAGAAACGAAAGGACGACGUGAACGAUGACAGCAAGGACUUCCCACCUCUGAAAUGCGAUCUAUGCGGCAACAUGUAUUCUACGCCGCAGGAAUGGGUACGUCACAUACAGACGGAGCACACGGAGGAGCAGCUGGCCUUGAUGAACAAUUCGGCACCCCCUAAGCCGAAGAGGGUGCACAAUCAUCAAAAAUUAUGUAACAUAUGUCAAAAGGAAUUCCCGAGCCAUGCCUCGAUGGUCAUCCACCAGCGAACGCAUACGGGCGAAAAGCCUUUCCUCUGUUCCUACUGCAAAAAAGGCUUCAAUGUAAAGAGCAAUCUAUUGAGGCAUUUAAGAACUUUGCAUGACAAAUACGUACAUCCCAGCUUAUACGGGAGUAAUGGUAGCACGAACGCUUAAAGGCCCUUUACAUUCCUUUCCGAAACAUAUACAUAUAUAUAUAUAUAUAUAUAUAUAAAUAUAUAUAUUUCUGUUUUGCAUGGCGUCUCAGUCGUGGAGAAACUAUACAGCAUCUUAUCUAUGUUCAAUAUUAUGUCUACCUAGACUGAACGCGUAUCUAUAUAACAUAUAAAAGGAUGCCAAAUCGGAGCGUGAUGUGACAAGGAACUAGUAGAGUCGAGAUCUGUGUUGUAAUCUCCACUGAAAAAGCAUAACUGAGCGCAUUUUAAAAAUUCCCAAUGCAUAUUGGAGAGAAAUCUAUAAUACAAACUAUUUUUUCUAAAAAGGGUAGAAUUAUCGCGUUCUUUAUAAUAUAAUAAUCUUCUUUUUAAUCGUGUAUAAAAAAUAUAUAAUAGAACUCCUCUCUCGUUAAAUAAUUUUUGAUUGAGUUAAAAUGUUAAACAAGAAAGCAAUAUCAGGGCUUUAAUACCAAAGAGGCUGAUUAAUAUUGCCAAAACUCUCAUUUUGUUGUGUUUUUAACUGUUGCUCUUCUUUUCCUCUAAUGUAGUGCACGCAUAAAAAAGUUAUUUAUUUAAAAAGAAACUUUUUUUGUUUAAGUACAAGAAGAAUAAAUGUGUGCUGAAUGAUUUUACUACUUAUAAAGAUCUGUCGAUCGAGGAGUGCUUGCGUGUAAAAUAAUUCUAUAGUAUAAAUCGAUAUUUAACAAUUAAUCAUUAAUUUAAUUAUUUAGAGUAAUUAUACGAGAAAUCCAAAUUAUGUAAGAUUUAACUAUACUUCUAGGCUAUUCCAUCCAUGAUAGCCCUUUUAUUCCCUCAGCUCGUAAGUUAAUUAUGUAUUUUUAUAUUAAAAUAGCUUAUACACACAAACGUAUAAGAAAUAAGAUUAAGCAAAACU